Molecule: messenger RNA, 3230 nt
Organism: Nothobranchius furzeri (turquoise killifish)
Lineage: Eukaryota; Metazoa; Chordata; Actinopteri; Cyprinodontiformes; Nothobranchiidae
Gene: tbk1
Product: TANK-binding kinase 1
Biological process (GO): peptidyl-serine phosphorylation
Cellular component (GO): cytoplasm
Molecular function (GO): protein serine/threonine kinase activity; ATP binding
Source: RefSeq, a predicted model, not a curated record
UUUUAAUGGUUGGAACCAUCAUGGUUCUGCUCCGUUUAAGCUUCUUUGGACCAUGGAUCACAUUCACAUUAAUCAUUUUCCAGCUGCUAACACUUGAUUUUUACCUCGUUUUUCAUUUACCGUAAUAACGCCUAAUUGUGCGCUCUAAAAUACUCUAACUCUGCGCACGUUCCAUUCUCAACUACUCUAACGCUCGAUCUCAGCUGAACCAAGUAUUACGGUAUUCCGGAUCUGGCUCCGCCUCCACACGUCUCUGCUCACCGAUUGGAGCCCCGCUGGUCACCUGACCUGAGAGGAGCGGAAGAAGAGAGCUCGACAAUAAAGAGAAGAAGAACGAUCGUUGGGACAGUUUACCACGGAUCCAUGUCAGGCGCUACUUGUGAGGGUUCUGUAAUCCCAGACUAAUCCAGUAACGGCACGUUGGGAGAACCAAACUUUAUUUAACCAGACGAGUGGACUGAGAACUCGUUCUCAUUUACAACGAGGAUCUGGCCGAGAGGCACUCAGGUAGCUUUACACCAGAGAACAACAGAUCAGUUGCAGCCACCAGGAUGCAGAGCACUGCCAACUACCUGUGGCUGAUCUCAGACCUGCUGGGUCAGGGCGCAACGGCCAAUGUUUACCGUGGACGACACAAGAAAACUGGGGACCUGUAUGCCGUCAAGGUGUUCAACAACCUGAGCUUCCUUCGACCACUGGACGUUCAGAUGAGAGAGUUUGAAGUUCUGAAGAAGCUCAACCACAAGAACAUCGUCAAACUGUUUGCUGUGGAAGAAGAGACCAACGCCCGUCACAAAGUCCUGGUGAUGGAGUACUGUCCCUGUGGGAGCCUCUACACGGUGCUGGAGGAGUCCACCAACGCCUACGGACUCCCAGAGGAUGAGUUCCUCAUAGUUCUCCACGACGUAGUGGCCGGUAUGAACCACCUGAGGGAGUACGGCAUUGUUCACCGGGACAUCAAACCUGGAAACAUCAUGCGUGUGAUCGGAGAGGACGGGCGUUCCGUCUAUAAGCUAACAGACUUCGGAGCGGCGCGGGAGCUGGAGGACGACGAGCAGUUUGUGUCGCUGUACGGCACCGAGGAAUACCUGCACCCAGAUAUGUACGAGCGUGCCGUGCUCAGGAAGGACCACCAGAAGAAGUACGGCGCCACGGUGGACCUAUGGAGUAUCGGUGUGACGUUCUACCAUGCUGCCACCGGGAGCCUCCCCUUCAGGCCAUUUGAGGGGCCGCGCAGGAACAAGGAAGUGAUGUAUAAAAUCAUCACAGAGAAGCCGUCGGGGACCAUCUCCGGUCAUCAGAAGUGUGAGAACGGGAAGAUCGAAUGGAGCUCAGACAUGCCGGUGUCCUGCAGUCUGUCAAAAGGCCUUCAGAGCCUCCUGACUCCGGUUCUGGCCAACAUCCUGGAAGCGGACCAGGAGAAAUGUUGGGGCUUUGAUCAGUUUUUUGCUGAGACCAACGACAUCCUGCACCGGACUGUGGUCUACGUCUUCAGCCUGCAGCAGGCCACUCUUCACCAUGUCUACAUCCACGAGUACAACACGGCGGCACUGUUCCAGGAGCUCCUGUGUCGCAGGGCCAGCAUCCCUCUGCACAACCAGGAGCUGCUGUAUGAGGGCCGUCGCCUCGUCCUCGACUCCAACCGCCAGGCCAAGACCUUCCCCAAGACCUCCAGAGACAAUCCCAUCAUGCUCGUUAGCCGUGAGUCCGUCGCCACGGUGGGGCUGAUCUUUGAAGACCCCAGUCUUCCUAAGGUUCAGCCUCGCUAUGACCUCGACCUGGAUGCCAGCUACGCUAAGACUUUUGCAGGUGAUGUGGCUCAUUUAUGGAAAACUUCAGAGUCUCUGCUUGUUUACCAGGAACUGGUGCGGAAAGGAGUUCGAGGCUUAAUUGAGCUGAUGAAGGAGGACUACAGCGAGAUCCUCCACAAGAAGUCUGAGGUUUUCCGUCUCUGUGAUUACUGCACGCAGACUCUGGAGAAGACCGAACAGCUGUUUGGGGUUCUAAUGCAGGCCAACAUGCUGUCUUCAGAGUAUGACGAGAUCUCCGACAUGCACAAGAAGGCUCUCAGGAUCUCAGGUUCUCUGGAGCCCAUCGAACGGACCUCUCAGGACAUCAAGAGCAAGUUCCUCCCUGGAGGCCUGCUGGGCGAUGGCUGGACACAACAAGUUGGAACGCACCCCGAGGACAGGAAUGUGGAGAAGAUCAAAGUUCUGCUGGACUCCAUCACAACCAUCUAUCAGCAGUUCAAGAAGGACAAAGCAGAACGCCGUCUGCCGUACAACGAGGAGCAGAUCCACAAGUUCGAUAAACAGAAGCUGGUUCUUCACGCCACUAAAGCCCGGUCUCUGUUCACCGAGGAGUGCGCCAUGAAGUACCGCCUCUUCAUCUCCAAAAGCGAAGAGUGGAUGAGGAAGAUUCACCUGAUCAGGAAGCAGCUGCUCGGUCUGUCGGGUCAGCUGAUCAGCAUCGAGAAGGAGGUGACCGUGCUGAUGGAGAGAGCCAUCAAGCUGCAGGAACAUCUGCCUCCAAAGGUCCUGCCUCUGGUGUCGACGGGGCUGAAGUCGCAGGCGUACCUGAGUCCCAACACGCUGGUGGAGAUGACUCUGGGGAUGAAGAAGCUGAAGGAGGAGAUGGAGGGAGUUGUCAAGGAGCUGGCGGAGAACAACCACUUCUUAGAGAGGUUUGGGACGCUGACGUUGGACGGAGGACUGAGAGGCUGAAGACACAGAGACAUAAUCCCUGUUAAUCCCUGUACAUAAUCUGUGUUUGUUCUGUAGAUAAGCUCCGAUUCAGAGCCGGGCCUCCAGAACCUCUUCCUCAGACGAAGCCGCCAGCGGUUACCGUCCAAGGUCCAGACCCUCAGAGGGUGGAUGAGCUUCCACAGAAUUCUCAUCAUGUGAUGUUUUUUAUUUAAUGGUGCGGACUCGGGCGAAGUUCCCUCGGGUCUAAAGCAGGAAGCGGAACGUUAGUCGGAUCUCUGGAAUCUGGCAGCGUCUCCGACCCGAACACCAAGACCCUUUUGGGGGAAUUCUGGGAUAAAUCUGAGAGGAGUCGUUCAGAAACGUUUAUAUCAUUAAAAUAAGAAUCAAAGCUCGUCCGGAUCUUCUGUGAUUUUAUCCUGGUCUGAAGGAAUUCCGUCUCUUCCUGUUCCUAGGAGCAUCCGUGUCUCUUCAUCUCCACCUUCUGUUUAAUCUGUAAAUAAAGAAAUAAAAGCUCCUAGAACACCU